Closterium sp. Yama58-4 is the source of this 1104-nucleotide messenger RNA. Lineage: Eukaryota; Viridiplantae; Streptophyta; Zygnematophyceae; Desmidiales; Closteriaceae. The record is from the annotation of a GenBank genome assembly.
AUGGACCCCUCCGCGGGUCGCGACCGCGCGCAGGAGAGUACGGCGGACAGCGCGGGGCCCCGUCCUCAGCCGCCCGCCGCACCUCGACUCCGCGUUCCUGCGCAUCCGGCGGCGUCGGAGCCUGUGCGGCGCCUGGAGCGUGGAUUCUCUCUUCCGCAUCAGGGGAAUGCGCGCCCGACCUCCCCAGAGUAUUCCCGCAGUCCCCACGGCGGCGCUCUCCUGGUCCGCGCGAGCCUCACCGUCGUGGAGCAGAUGGUGAGCACUCUCCUGCGAGCCCUCGCUCUCCUCAUCGCCGAUCUCCCCCAGGUCGACCAGGCCGGCGCUCACCGCGAGCGCGAUCCCCCGCGCAACGCUCUCCCCGGCGAUCUCCGGCGACGCGGGGGAGGGGGUCGCCUGGACGUCGCUGAGAUUCGAGUCGCUGAUCCGGCUCUCGCUCGAGCCACGAACGCGUUUGCGGAGGUGGUGCGUCAGGCGCGGGCGAGUGGGGAGGAGACCCACGUGCACAUUGCAGUAACCAACGGCCCCCCCCUCGACUCGGACCCUGGCCAGGCGGCCCCUCUGCGCGCGCCGACGCUGCGCGAAUAUCUGCCCGCGCGGGAGGGGAGGGUUCAGUUCCGCCAACCGCGUCCGGUCCCGCCGUUCUCCUCUCCGCGCUUCUCUGUUGGCCGGGCUCCGGGCUGGCCGUCGUCGUUUCCCCGCGACGCCCCGACUGUUCCUCCCCCCAUUCGCGCGGGGAGAGACCCCACGCCGACCCUGUGCAGGAUUCUGAAUUUGGUGGAGGCGUGCGAGGUGGUGGCGAACCUGCAGCUGGUGGUGUGUGGGGCCACGCGGAGUUUUCCGGGCAGUUACGGUCCAGGAUCCCGAGGAUCCUGCGUGUCUUUGGCAGAAUCGCUCGAGUCGCCGUUGGCACCCGUGUCGGAAGCGCCCGCCGGGGUAGCGCCCUUAGCGCGUACCUUCCCCCGCCACGUGGGGGAUCUAGUUGGGGCUGCUCAAGCCGGGACCCCCGUGGAGACACUUCAGGCGUCAGCGCAUCUUCUUCUUUCGAUGUCGGCGUGCAUGCGCUCCAUGCUUGAGGCUGAGGGGGCGGAGCCGUACACGAUGUAG